AUGUGUGAUUCUGAUAGAGAUGACAUUGAUAGAAUACCUUCCAAAGAUAGAGUAACAAACUGGGAUAUAGCUGGAUUCAUUUUCUCUAUCAUCAGCCACAUAGCUGAUGUCUUCUUUGAUUGUAAUGUUGCAUACAGAUACUAUAUUGCUGAUCAGUUACAUUAUUUCAUAAUCACUAUGGGUUUCAUAAUCAUUCCUGCAAUUAUAAACACAGCAUUCAGUGUGAGAAUGUAUGUUUUGGACCAUGAUAAUGUCAACCGCAGUACAACACUUACAAAAAGGUUUACCAAGAGAAGACUGUGCUGUAUAGUAGUCCUACUAUUCCAAUUAGCUCCUAUUCUGAGAUACUUUGAUGCCUUGCAGUAUGCCUUGAAAUCGAAGAAGGCUGAGAAAAAAAAAGAUGUGGAAAAUCAAAGAAAAUAUUAUGAGUUGAUGGUAAAGGAAGAUUCAGAUGUGGCUUUAUUGAGAGUUUUGGAGUGUUUUUUGGAAGCUGCACCACAACUUAUACUACAGCUCUCUAUUAUUUUUUAUACUCAUGGAAAAGACAUGCAAAACAAUACUUUUACAUUGAUCCAUCAAUUUCUUUCUAUUGGUAGUUCCUUUGUGAGCAUGGCAUGGUCAAUGGCUUCAUAUCAAAGACUGCUCAGGGUAGCUUUGAAAACAAAGAACAAUAUUUCUUGGGCUGGAACCAUUGUGCAGUUCAUGUGGCAUUUUUUAGUCACAGUAACGAGGAUCCAUUGCAUAAGCGCCAUCGCUUGGAAAUUCCCGAUGGAGACCGGCAUGGUCCUCAUAUGCCACUGGUUCAUGAUGAUCAUCUGGCUGGCUUCUGCCUCCAGUGUCUUCUUAUUAUCCAGGAUCCUUUGCAUAAGCGCCAUCGCUUGGAAAUUCCCGAUGGAGACCGUCAUGGUCCUCAUAUGCCACUGGUUCGUGAUGACCAUCUGGCUGGCCAGCACCUCAGCCAAAAACAACUUUUGCGAUCACAACAGCCUCUACGAUUUCCUCUUCUAUUGCAUCCUCGGCGCCGUCUACAUCUUCACGCAUGUGAUUUUAGUCGAGGGGCCGACUUGCUGCAAAUAUCUGAUAUUUUAUAGCGUCCUCUUUGCCGAGAAUACGGUGGCGAAUAUAGUGUGGUCUGUGACAGCAGACGACGCGUUGAGAAAGAUGGUCUACUAUUAG
Messenger RNA from Phaedon cochleariae (mustard beetle), 1176 nucleotides. The record is from the annotation of a GenBank genome assembly. NCBI's taxonomy places the organism in Eukaryota, Metazoa, Arthropoda, Insecta, Coleoptera, Chrysomelidae.